GUUUAUGCCCAUCAUUAACUAACACAAGCAAGCAGAGACGACUUUCAGAGUUUCGGUUUUCUGUUGUUAUUGCUAAGGUGCAAAACCCAUACACAUUAAAUCUCUCUCUGUACGUCUCUACGGUUGUGGCCGGUGUGCGGUUCUUCGAUUCAUCGCCGAAUCAACGGAGAAUCAAACACUGUACAUUCCAAAAUCUCGAUCUGAUCAGCAGCUCCGAUUUACUCGAAAUUCAGAAUCUCUUCAGGUUACUAGUUUGCAUAACCAAAAAUAGCUUAUAUGGGAACAGAGGAGAUUAAGAAUGUCGACGCAGGAAGUUGGUUUUCACAAUUGACCUAUGACCAGUGGGUAGCAAUACCUGUUUCUGGUGCACGACCAUCAGCUCGCUACAAGCAUGCUGCAGCAAUUGCUGAUGAGAAACUCUAUGUCUCCGGUGGGAGUCGAAAUGGUCGGUACCUAUCUGAUGUUCAGGUCUUUGAUCUUAGAAGUUCUGAAUGGUCUAGUCUGAAACUCAACACCAACCCGCAGGCUGACAAAGUUGAAGAAAAUGGCUUUUUGGAAGUUCAUCCGGCCACCUCAGAUCACAGUAUGGUUAAGUGGGGAAGCAAACUUCUUCUUCUUGGUGGGCAUUCCAGGAAAUCUUCUGAUAGGAUGACAGUGGGGUUUAUAAAUCUUGAAACAAACCAUUGUGGUGUCAUUGAGACAUCAGGAAAAGCUCCGGUAGCUCGAGGAGGGCAUUCUGCUACUCUGGUUGGCUCUAGACUGAUAAUCUUUGGGGGAGAAGAUAGUGGCAGGAGAUUGCUUAAUGAUGUCUAUGUUCUUGAUCUGGAAAAAAUGACUUGGGAUGCCUUAGAGACAACGCAGACGCCUCCAGCUCCCAGAUUUGAUCAUACAGCCACAAUACAUGCACAACGCUACCUUCUGAUAUUUGGUGGUUGUUCUCAUUCAAUAUUUUUUAACGAUCUUCAUGUACUUGAUUUGCAGACUAUGGAGUGGUCCCAACCAGAAAUUCAAGGUGACUUGGUGACCCCUAGAGCUGGUCAUGCUGGUAUAGCCAUUGAUGAGAACUGGUAUAUCGUUGGCGGUGGAGAUAACAAAAAUGGUUGCCCAGAAACCCUUGUGUUGAAUAUGUCUAAGCUUGCAUGGUCGACAUUGACAAGUGUAAGGGGGAGGGAUCCUCUUGCCAGUGAGGGGCUCAGUGUUUGUUCAACAUUAAUUGAGGGAGAGAAGCAUUUGAUUGGCUUUGGUGGCUAUAAUGGGAAAUAUAAUAAUGAGGUUUUUGUUAUGAGACUCAAACCACGAGACAUGCUCCGCCCCAAGAUUUUUCAGUCACCAGCUGCAGCUGCAGCAGCAGCUUCUGUGACUGCUGCAUAUGCCUUUGCUAAAUCUGAAAAGUUGGAUUUCUCGAACAUAAAUUUGAACUCUAAAGCAGUUGAAAGCAACCCUUCCGAACAAGAUAUAACCAAUGAAAUUGAUGCAAUCAAAGAAGACAAAAAGGUGUUGCAAUUGUCACUUGCAGAAGUGAGUGCAGAAAAUUCACGGGUUAGGGAAAAGGUCAAUGAAGUUAACAGUACUCAUGCAGAAUUAUCCAAGGAACUUCAUUCUGUCCAAGGUCAACUGGUAGCUGAGAGAUCAAGAUGUUUUAAACUGGAGGCACAAAUUGCCGAGUUGCAGAAGAUGCUAGAAUCAAUGCAGUCCAUAGAGAAUGAAGUACAGAUACUCAGGAGACAGAAGUCUGAAUUGGAGCAGGAGAUGGAGCUUAAUGCAGCUGCUGCACAGCGACAAGGUUCUGGUGGUGUCUGGCGGUGGAUAGCUGGGUAGAUUAAUGACCCAUAAAAGUUGUAAGGUCAGUGUCUCAAAAUUGUGCUAAAGAUUAAGCAAGACAUACCUCUCUGAAACUAAUACAAGCAGUGUGGUCUUGAGCUGCAGCAAAUUAACAGGCAUGCUUUCUUGAAGGACCUUUGUUUUAUAUACAUGUUCUUUUAUGGCCAUCGCUACUUCUUUGUUACUAUAUUUGGACGGUUUUUUAAAGAGAAUUUUAGAUGAGUUUAAACUGAGUAAACAGUAUAGUCCGGUUUGUCAAUUCUUUUUGGUUUUCUACAUUGUAUUUGUUAUUUUUUGAUUAUUUUUUUGGGUUCAUUCUAUCAUGUCUAAGGAUUUUUGGUUUCCUCGAGCACCUCAACCUUUUUUGGUUUUGAAUUCAUUUUUGGUUGUACAAGUGAAGUACAUUAGAUCUAAGGUUGUCAUAGAACGAUAUAGAUUUCAUUAGAUGUCAUUAGAUGUCAUAUGUUAAAUAAACAUUAGACCUAACUGAAGUUAAAUAAAUAUUUUUUUGAUGGCUCGCAA
Jatropha curcas is the source of this 2343-nucleotide messenger RNA. Its product is annotated as Galactose oxidase/kelch repeat superfamily protein. NCBI's taxonomy places the organism in Eukaryota, Viridiplantae, Streptophyta, Magnoliopsida, Malpighiales, Euphorbiaceae. Gene Ontology annotation, molecular function: protein binding. The record is from RefSeq and is a predicted model, not a curated record.